AUGGGUGUGGAGCGAUUUUCUUUUCUUUUGCUUUUUAUUUCAGCUAUAUCAGCAAGUCCUUUAUUCCUUGGGAGUUCACCAAAUCCUAACUGUCCUGCUUACACUUGCAAGACUUCAAGCCAGCAAUUUGUGAAUAGCACAUGCAUAUAUUUUACUCCAACAGCUAGUACUCCUACAUAUUAUGUUAGUCCAUGCAGCUCUGUCAAGCUUCCUUAUUGUCUACCUUCAACCAACAAUAACUCUACAUGUCAAGCAGCUACCCCAACACCUCCAGUGGCUCUAUGUCAAAUGACAGUUUAUUUUUAUAGUGACAUUUUAUUGAAGUUCAUUUGGUCGAAAUUUGACUUUUUUUCGGUCAAAUGUCUCACUAUCAAAAAAUUUUCAACCAAAUGUACUUCGGUAAAAAUGCAAAUUAUUAGAAGUGAACGAUCAUUGGACUUCCGCCCCUUCCAGUUAAUGCAUGGCCUGGUGAAAAAUGUUCAUCCUCUUCAGAUUGCAGUUCUCAUGCAAGCAGAGGCUGCAUUAAUAACGUUUGUGUAGGAGGAAGCCAAGGAGACACUUGUAGCGUGAACGACGACUGUAAUCCUAACUAUCGUUGCCUUGGAGGAAUUUGCCAAGCUCAAAUCCCUGUUGGAGGAACAGGAUGCGUGAAUGAUUAUGAUUGUGUAAAUGGAGCAGGCUGCAAUAUUGCUAAAACUUCAUCAGAAAGCAUAUGCUAUCCCUAUUUCUCUAUUAAUCAGCAUUUGCCUGUCAGCUCUUGUUCAUCCAAUAACCUAUCAAUGCUAUGCAACUCAGGACUUUGCAUGGCAAAUAAUGAAGGCUAUGAAUGCAUGGCCCCUGUAAAAUCAAGCAGGCUACCUAUGAGUUGUCAAGUUGACGGAGACUGUAUGUCGACAAGAGAUGACUAUUUCCCGACUGGAUAUUUAACUGGAACUUGCUAUUGUGGAUACAAUGCUAACUCUGCAAGCUAUUGCUCAAUCUUUGCUGGCGAUAAGCCUUACUUGGAAUAUAUUAAUUAUUUCAAAAAUUGGCUGCAGUCUACUUAUAUCAAGAAGUGCAAUACCAUGAGAAGAUUUACUGCUUCCUGCAUGAAGGACUGGUGGACGACAAAGGAGUACAAUUUAUACAUGUACUACUCUUUGAACGCUGAUUAUUAUCCUCUAACCGUCAGUGGAGAAUCUUGUGUGCAGCAAGUUUAUCUGCCUCAGUGGUGGGCUGCAAGAAAUGCGGUCUAA
Messenger RNA from Blepharisma stoltei, 1235 nucleotides. The record is from the annotation of a GenBank genome assembly. Lineage: Eukaryota; Ciliophora; Heterotrichea; Heterotrichida; Blepharismidae.